GUACCUCCUUUCCAAAGCCACGCCCCCCCCCUUCACCCCGCUAAUGACGGGCACUUAACCGUGCCUGCCCCCGCCGCCCGUCCCGCACACUGGAAGCGGCUACGGCGGCAAGAGGAACAAAAGUCCAAACGAGACGACAGCGAAAGCGAAAAGAAGAAGACGAGAAGCUCCCUCCCGCCAAUUCAAAGUUUUCCCAUGCGGACACUUUUUCCCGCGCGAUGGAUUUGGCGGACCGCCGCUACUCGUCUCCGUACGACUACACCUUCAAUUUCUGGAACGACUACUUGGGCUUGUCCACCCUGGUGGCCCCGAACCGGACCCGGGGCCCGGCCGGGUGUAGCGGCCCCAACUCCAUAACGGAGUCGCUGAAAGCCACGCUGGGCUUGGACGACUCGCCGGACGAGCCGCGGCGGCGCUUCUCGCCGCUCCGCCGACGGCCGCUCGGAGACGACGCGGCCGCCUACGCGGGGCGCGGCUCCGCGGGGGGUCCGGAGCGCGGACGCAAGGCCGAGCCCGGGGCGUGCGCGUUUUGUCGGAAUAACGGCGCCCCGUGGGAGGUGUACGGCACGCACGUUCUGAAGGCGGCGGACGGACGGGUGCUGUGCCCCAUCUUGCGGGCGUACACUUGCCCGCUGUGCGGCGCCAACGGGGACAACGCGCACACCAUCAAGUACUGCCCGCACUCCGCCAGGGAGCCACCCGGGGGCCGCAGGAUGAUGCCGCAGGCCAAGGGGAGCGCAACGCCCGGCAAGAGGCUCAAAGUCUUCUCCUGAACGUCAACGUCACGUCGGCCAGGGUUGGAAAACAUUCAGCGCAAGUUUG
Hippocampus zosterae (dwarf seahorse) is the source of this 822-nucleotide messenger RNA. RefSeq names its product nanos homolog 1-like. The transcript has a single exon. Lineage: Eukaryota; Metazoa; Chordata; Actinopteri; Syngnathiformes; Syngnathidae. Gene Ontology annotation, cellular component: perinuclear region of cytoplasm. Bases 219 to 773 code for a protein of 184 amino acids. Gene Ontology annotation, biological process: oogenesis; negative regulation of translation. The record is from RefSeq and is a predicted model, not a curated record. Gene Ontology annotation, molecular function: mRNA binding; zinc ion binding.